AUGGUGGUGCCUCAAAAACCCCAGCCAGGUACUGGCCAACUUGAAGUCCACGCCUUUUGCGGCUCUUCUUCCAUUUCCGCGCUUUCAUGCACAUACCCUCUCAAACUCGUGUCGCCACCAUCCAGACCAACCGACCAUGCUGUGCUUGUCUUCAUGAUGAGUUAUGGUGGCGGCCUGGUCGCCGGUGACUGUGUAGACUUGAACAUCAGAGUUCGACCGAAGUCGCGACUAGCCCUUCUUACGCAAGGAAGCACCAAGGUGUACAAGACACCAUCCAAGUCAAUACGCUCACACCAAGAUCUCACUGUCACAGUGGAAGAAGGAGCAGCGCUCCUACUAUUACCGGACCCGGUACAGCCAUUCAAAGACAGUUCGUAUGAGCAAUGUCAAAUAUUCCACGUCCACCAUUCUCUGUCCAGUAUACUAGUCCUAGACUGGGUUUCCGAAGGACGAACUGCGAGAGGUGAGGCCUGGGAAUUUUUCGGAUGGAAGGGUCGAAAUGAGAUUUGGUCACUUCCUGAUCCAGACAAAGGAACCAAGAAGAAGCUCUUGAUCCGAGAUAGUAUGGUUCUGGAUGAAACAUCGUCCACGAAGCGAAGCUAUAGUGAUGAAAUGGACGAUCUCGGGGUUUUUGGCACACUCAUCAUUCGAGGCCCCAUGUUUCGUGCUCUUGGCGACUUCUUUCUGGCGGAGUUCUCCCGUCUCCCACGCAUUCGAGCGAAUGGGAAACCUCAUGAACAAAUUGAUUUGCACUCGGGUGAAUCUGUGAAAACAUGGUCUGCUACUUCCGUGCGAGGCUCCGUCAUAGUCAAAUUUGGCUCUCGGGAUGUAGAUGUUGCAAGACGUUGGUUGAGGGACAUGCUAUUGCGAGAUGGGACAGUGGGGAGGGAGUUUGGAGAACGCUCUUUGUUGUGUCUACAAUGA
Messenger RNA from Penicillium mononematosum, 924 nucleotides. Its product is annotated as urease accessory protein UreD. Bases 1 to 924 code for a protein of 307 amino acids. The transcript has a single exon. The record is from RefSeq and is a predicted model, not a curated record. NCBI's taxonomy places the organism in Eukaryota, Fungi, Ascomycota, Eurotiomycetes, Eurotiales, Aspergillaceae. Gene Ontology annotation, molecular function: nickel cation binding.